AUGAACCCGUUUGGCCGCAUCUUCCCAGACAUCUCCACUUGCAAGAAUAUUGCCCUGACUGUGAAGUCCGCAAACGAUUACAAGGGAUUUCGUUUCUCUAUCGGAAACGCACAUGCUCCUGGUGGAAAGUUCUUUGCAUAUGGGUACAAGUCCGACUUCAACGCAGGGCCAGCUGGUCAAGUAAACACAGUCACCCUUCCCUUGACGGGCUUCACGGACUACUGGGAUGAUGCGACUGGCGCGGCCAUCAAGACAUGCCAGGAUGACAAGAUCUACUGUCCAGACUCCAAAACUCUCAAAGACAUGCGAACGAUGGGAGUUUGGGCCGAGGGUGUCGCCGGAGCGGUGCAUCUUGAAAUCCUUAACAUCAAGGCUACAGAGUGCGACAUUCGGGCCGGCAAGAAGGUUUCUUCCAUUGAGUUGCUCUACCAGAUGAACUGGGUAAUGUUGCACAUGAUCGGCUUCUUCGCCUUUCUCGGCCCGGCCGUCAUCAUCGAGCUCCCUGUGGCUCUCUAUGAGAUCAUCACAGGAUCAGGCGGCUUAAGUUCUUGGGAUGAAGGCCCAUUCAUCAAGCACUAUCGCCUGGUUCUCGCGGUCAUGCGAGUGUUGUGUGCCAUUCUGCUCCUGUUUGCCGCGCCCUUCCUCACGACCACCAAGACCAGGAAUCCGAACACCUUGGCCGCCUUGAAGUGGCGAGCAGAGUUCACGGUUGGUGAGUUCGGAGCCACACAAAUGUACUUCAAUGCGUUGAGCGUAUUCUUCCAACCAGGAGUUGGCCCCUACAGCUGGCUGGAUCUCGGCCUGCUUGGCCUUCUGAGCCUGGAAGCCUUCCGGAUCUUCUGUGUGCACGGCGUGUUUUGGUUGGUCGUCAUGAAUCGGUGGGACAGCAUCGACUGGGCGGCAGAAAUGAAGAGGAGGGUCCCGGCACAGGGUCCCGUCAUGCAGGGUCUGCGGACACUCACAGGAGAUGAGCUGACGCACAUGCACGCUGUGCAGGCCGGUGUGCCAGACUUCUCCGAGUGGAUCGUCAAGGCGUCGAAGUACCUGCCGGCCAGUAUGGUUGCGACCGGCUGCAAGUACGACAAGUUCAGGCUCCUAGUGGUGAAACCUGACAACUACGAGAACUUCAGGGCCAUGGAGUUCCAUGAGCUGAGUUCGGAGGACUUGGACCACUGGAAUAAGGACCUGUCCCGCGUGAGUUCCGCCCUUGAAUCUGCCGAUACCGUCUUUUUCCCCUACGGGCUCUACAAGAUGGAGAUGAUGCACCCGAAGGCAUUGUUGUCCCUAUCCAAGUACAAGGGUGAUGCUCGGUGCUGA
Molecule: messenger RNA, 1317 nt
Organism: Symbiodinium sp. CCMP2456
Lineage: Eukaryota; Dinophyceae; Suessiales; Symbiodiniaceae
Source: the annotation of a GenBank genome assembly